Gigantopelta aegis is the source of this 1305-nucleotide messenger RNA. RefSeq lists its product as uncharacterized. Lineage: Eukaryota; Metazoa; Mollusca; Gastropoda; Neomphalida; Peltospiridae. The transcript is spliced from 6 exons. The coding region runs from base 23 to 1204 and encodes 393 amino acids. The record is from RefSeq and is a predicted model, not a curated record.
GGCUGAAUACAAUAAAGUAGAGAUGGAGGUAAAGGAGCAAUACAGUAAUUAUUUGAUAGCAAGCAUAGUAGAAAGAAAUAUUCCACACACAAUGACAGACGAGAAAAAGAACCGAGUGCUUGAAAUAAUGACAAGGACAAUAAAGAAAUCACUAGCUGGAGAGCUGAUCCGAAUACAAGAGUACACAGAUAUGUGUGUGAAAUCAGUCCUAAGAGCAGACGCAGAAAACCAUUAUCAACAAAUUGGCCAUAAUUUGGAAUACAUGGAAGAUUACCUGAUGCAGUUAUUUAGGGAAAAACAUCCCCUCGUAACGCCACAGUUUGCAGAAACCCUCCAGCCAAAUCGCAACCAUCAACAGGCAAUAGACAGAUGCUACAACUCCUUUGUAAAUGACCUUGACCUAAAUUCGACGGCUUUUCUAGACCACCUUGUUGAAGAUGGUCUGGUGUCUGUCGUCAGCGUGGAGAGCAUCCAAACUCGACCAACAUGCAGGGCACGCAAUGAGGCAUUUAUGCACAUUCUCAAAACGUGCACUUUGGGGAACAUUAAUAAUGUUAUAAUUCCAGCACUUCAAAAGACACACCCACAUCUUGCUGAGAAGUUAAAAGCUGAGAUGGAAAAGCCUCGUCAAACUGUUCCCAGCAAAUGUCUCGCCUGCCAAGUAAGAGAGGAAGUUCAAGUUAAACGUCUCGCCGACUCCCUGCUGAAACACAAAAUGAUCAGUUUGCCAUCACAUUCUGAUUACAAGAACCCGGCAAUGACAAACACUGUCAAAUGGAUUGAUCUACUAAAAGAAGUCAGUACGGCAGGAAUUAUUAAAGCCCUUGAAAAGAAAUAUCCAGAUUUACAUGCUGAGUGUCAAAUCAAGAAACUGAAAACUUUAGAGUGUAUUUGCGUUAUGGAAGAUGAAGGAAAAAAAAAGGACGUGGCGAGACUAUCAGAUUUGGAAUCAGUAUCAUCUGGAUAUGACAACAGCACUGGACAUAAUAGCGAUUUAACAGACGUGUGUUCAGCACCAAAAGAAGAUGCAGACAAGACACAACAUUCAGUUGAUUCUGAAUUGCGCAGUAAACCUCGAGUGAAAGUGUCGUCUGCUGAAAGAAAAAACAAAGAUGCAGACAAGACACAACAUUCAGUUGAUUCUGAAUUGCGCAGUAAACCUCUAGUGAAAGUGUCGGAUGCUGAAAGAAAAAACAGUAAGUGAUCAAUUAUGGACUAUUAGAAAAUCACUGUUUUCUAAAUUUUAUAUAUGGUGUCUGUAAAGUAUAGAAAGUAUUAAUUUGCUGUGACAUCUUUUUCUGUAAA